AUGACGUCCUACGUGACGUUCUACAUGACGUCCUACAUCACGCCCUUCAUCAAGUCCUACAUUACGAACUACAUCAUUUCCAACACCACGUCCUACAUCACGUCCUACAUGACGUUCUACAUCACGUCCUACAUCACGCCCUACAUCACGCCCUACAUUGCGAACAACAUCACGCCCAACAUCACGUCCUAUAUCACGUCCUACAUUACGAAGUACAUCAUUUCCGAAAUUACGUCCUACAUCACGUUCUACAUCACACCCUACAUCACGCCCUACAUCACGCCCUACAUUACGAACUAUAUCAUUUCCGACAUCACGUCCUACAUCACUUCAUACAUCACGUCCAACAUCACGUCCAACAUCACGUCCUACAUCACGCCCAACAUCACGUCCUACAUCACGCCCUACAUUACGAACUAUAUCAUUUCCGACACCACGUGCUACAUCACUACAUACAUCACGUCCAACAUCACGUCCAACAUCACGUCCGACAUCACGUCCUACAUCACGUCCUACAUGACCAUCUAA
This is a messenger RNA of Haliotis rufescens (red abalone), 528 nucleotides long. RefSeq names its product flocculation protein FLO10-like. The record is from RefSeq and is a predicted model, not a curated record. The coding region runs from base 1 to 528 and encodes 175 amino acids. The transcript has a single exon. Lineage: Eukaryota; Metazoa; Mollusca; Gastropoda; Lepetellida; Haliotidae.